This is a messenger RNA of Durusdinium trenchii, 2046 nucleotides long. The record is from the annotation of a GenBank genome assembly. Lineage: Eukaryota; Dinophyceae; Suessiales; Symbiodiniaceae.
AUGGACGAUGAAGCGUUGGCAAACCUCCUUUCCUUACUUGAGGGCUCUGCAGUGCCAGAAGACACUGCGCGAACAGCCUUGCGCCAAGCAGGUGGCAGUGUGGAAUUGGCCAUUUGUCGGAUUUUCGCGGGUCGGGAUGCGCAUUUGCCGUCCGGGGUGAUUGACAUAGAUGAAGAGAGUUCUCCAGGAAGAAAGAAAAGACGCAAGGCUGAGAAAAGGGCCGAAAGAACCUCCAAAAUGGAGAGCAAAGUGCCCAAAUCGCCGAAGUCGUCGACUUUGCACAGUUCUGCUGCAAAGAAACCUUCACUUGAAGGCAUGCCAUCUGAGGAGACGCAGGCAGCAAGUGAAAGUGAGGCGGUACCACUGAGGUCCCAACUCCAGGGUCGCAGGUUGCUGUUUGACACCGACACGAAGGAAUUGAAGAUGGGCAACGGGUGGCUGCACGCGCCAGAGGAUUGCUGGACGAGCGUUGACUUGGAUCUGGGCGGCUUGGCAUGGUCGAAGGAUGUCUUGUUGAAGGACCCGCCAUGUUUGAAGCUAAGCAGCGGUGAAGCCAAGGCAUCAAAAGGGAGCCGUGGAGAAAUGCAUUGUGCGUCGGAGAUGGGUUUACGACCGCAGUUUGCUGGGAAACUGCAAGAUUCGAUAAAGAAGCUGGGAGGAGAUGUUGCCCUAAAAAGGGACUUGUUGCAGCCGCUUUUCGCCACUAUGCUGUCGGAGGUGCGUUACCCUCCCAGCAGUCUCAGCUUCAGUUGGAGGGCGCGCUCCGUGGAUUUUAAUCUUCUCAGGCGCCCCGCUCCAGCGGACCUCAUGGGACCUUUGCCCGAGCGGCCUUUCAAGUUGCUGGAUAAUGGCAGUGAUGCUCCUGCUGAUCAACCGCCGCACUUUCAGGCAUAUCCGCUGAGACCAGAGCAGCAAAGGUCAUUGCAAUGGAUGCUGUCCCGAGAAAACCUUCAAGAUGUUGAUGAAGGUCAUUUGGUUGAGUGGAGGCGUUUUUGGACUUCAUGGGAGAGGAGUUUCAUUGAGGGGACUGAAGAAGAUCAACUUGUCCCUGGAGCCCUGGUGCAAAUUCACUCCGAUGCACAAGGGCCUUUCUUUUUCCAGGACCAUUCAGUGGAAGCUGCCUCACUGCAGAGCCUUCAUGGUGAGGUUUUGCCUAUUGUAGCAGGUCCCGACCAUGUCCAUGUGAAGUUUGGUCGAUCCUAUAGCUGUGUGAAGUGUCCCAAGCAGGAGUUGAAUUUUGUCGACUCGGGUGAGAUCCGCCCGGGCACAAGAGUAAUGCUCAGGCCAGAACUCAAGGCUCCCGCGUUUGGUUGGGGCGGCGUGACCCAUUCCAUGGUUGGCAUUUUCUUGCGCCACCAGGAUAGCACAACAGUCAUCAUCAAGUGGCCAACUCACCCCAAUUGGAAGGGCAAACGCGCAGAGAUUCGCAGAGUAGAUGCCUACGACUCCAAUGACAAGGUUCCAUUGGUUCUUGACCUGAGAAUUCGGGCUGCCUUCCCGGUCCGUGGUGGCAUUCUUGCAGACAAGAUUGGGUAUGGCAAGACAGCCACCACCAUCGCCUUAAUCGACCAUCAGCUGCAGCAGCCUUUGCCAGAAAUCCCAGAGGCCGACCGAGGCAACUUUUUGCCGGCUAAGGGCACGCUGAUCAUUGUCCCAUCCAAUUUGUUCGAGCAGUGGAUCAACGAAUUCUCCAAGUUCAUUUGGGAUGGAAGACCUUUGAGGCAACAGAUGAAGGGAGGCUGGUCACCGAUCAACUGCCCCAUGAAGAUCUUUGCGAUGGUGAAUGUGAGUCCAUUGUCAAGAGCCAAGGCACGCGAUAUUGCAAAUGCAGACGUGGUGAUUUGCUCCUACCGGCUUUUGUACUCGCCGAUCUAUUUGAACAGACGUCAGGAGCUCUGUGGGGGCUCCGAAUUGUCGACUCUACCAGAUCGAGUCAGGGCUCUCCUGCACGGCAAGAAGAUGCCCAGCGGACGGAAAGAUGUGAAGGUUCACGUUACUGAUUGGGAGGAGCGGGAUUUUUCGGAAGUGUGGCUGAGCGUCGCGUGA